CCGUCACGCAAACACAUAUGAUUUAUCAUCCAUAUAUAUAAACACUUCUUCACCAAAACCUCAUACAACACCACAAUUAACAGAUUUAUUGUUUUUGGAAAUAAUCAAAACUUAAAAACUAUCAGAAUGGGAACGUUCUUAGGACACUUUGUGCCUGGUCUCUCACUUGCUCUUCUUGGUCUUUGGCAUCUCUUCAACACCAUAAGAUCUUACUGUCUUAAAGGCCCUGAAGCUUUCUCUGCAAAAUUCUGGUUCCCUUUCCCUAAACUCAAACAUCUUGAGCUUAUCUUGAUUCUCUUCUUCUCCUUCCUCUCCAUCACUCUCCUCACCCUAGAUUUCCCUAAUUUCAACUUCUCCUCUCUCAAACCAGACAACCUAGAACAUGCUUCCAUGUUCCUCCACCUCAUUAUCUUUGCGUGUUUCGCUCUCUUCUGCGAGCUAACCCUUUGCUCAGAUCUCUUCUCCGGUCUAAUCGGAGUUCUUUCUGCCUCUGUCUUCGCUCAAGAACUCUUCCUUCUUCAUUUUCAUUCCACUGAUCAUUCAGGUCUUGAAGGUCACUACCAUUUCCUUCUCCAACUCAUUGCUUUCGUCUCCUUCUCCUCGGCGCUAGCUUCUGCUUCGUUCCCUAAAUCCUUCUCUGCGGCUCUAUUCCUCCCGAUAUCGGUUAUGUUUCAAGGAUGCUGGUUCUUGAACAUGGGGUUCAUGCUUUGGAUCCCAGAGUAUGUUCCUAGAGGUUGCGUGAGUAACAUGUCAACAUCUACAGACAAUAAUAGAAGGAGUGUUUAUCAUAGUGGUGCGGUGGCUUGUGAGUCCCCUGGUGCUGAGAUUAGGGCAAAAGCAUUGGCGAAUCUGCAGUUUAGUUGGAUGUUGUCUGCUAUACUUAUCAUUACAUGUGCCUUGUGCCUCAAGUAUUCCGGUAAAGUUGUGUUGCCUAAGAUUAGGUCAUCGUUGGAGUACGAGCGUCUUUGCCGGCAAGGAAGUGAUCGUUCUGCAACCGUAACGGUGGAAGCACCGGCCAGUUCCGAUCAACAAUAGAUUUUCCUUACUUUAAUUUAUCAUCUGAAUAUGAUGUAAUAUGUACAUAUAGUACACUAAUAAGUAGCCCUAAUAAUAGUUACAUAAUUUAUAAGAGGGGGCAGAGUGUAACGCACUAAUGAUAGUGGACCCUUUCGCAUGCUUUGUGAACUAAUAAAAAUUUGCAUAUAGCAACAACUUGGUUACGAGUUUGAAAAUUAAAUUUAAUAACUUACUAAUAUAUCCCUAAUUCUUGCUAAACAGAAAUAAAAU
Molecule: messenger RNA, 1287 nt
Organism: Arabidopsis thaliana (thale cress)
Lineage: Eukaryota; Viridiplantae; Streptophyta; Magnoliopsida; Brassicales; Brassicaceae
Product: transmembrane epididymal protein (DUF716)
Exons: 1
Coding region: 127-1035 (302 amino acids)
Cellular component (GO): membrane
Source: RefSeq, marked reviewed